AUGGACGUAAGAUAAUUUGGGUAAUAAUUAACCAGACAAAUCUAAUCUCAUUAGAUCUUAACAUAGAGUGGAGACUUCUUGGAGAUCACUCCUCUGGGAGCUGGAUGUGAGGUAGGAAGGUCUUGCAUUUAUCUUGAGUGCAAAGGAAGUAAAAUCAUGCUUGACUGCGGACUGCAUCCUGGAAAAGAUGGAGUUUAAGCACUUCCUUAUUUUGAUAUCAUUAACCCAAAAGAACUUGACUUGAUACUCAUUACUCAUUUCCAUGUAGACCAUUGUGCUGGUCUUCCUUACUUUCUGGAAAAGACUGAAUUUAAGGGUAAGGUCUACAUGACUCAUCCAACUAAGUCUAUAUACAACUACGUAAUGCAAGAUUUUGUCAAAGUAAGCAAUAUUGCAAUUGAUGAGAAGCUAUUUGAUGAAAAUGACUUGAAAAAUACUUUGGAUAAGAUUUAUAUGCUUGAUUAUCAUUAGGAAGUUGAGGAGAAGGGUAUUAAAUUUAGUUGCUAUAGAGCUGGUCAUGUACUCGGGGCAUCUAUGUUCCUAAUAGAGAUCGAUGGUGUGAAGAUUCUCUACACUGGAGAUUACUCAAGAGAAGAAGAUAGGCAUUUAAAGCCAGCUGAGCUUCCUAAUUGUGAGGUAGAUGUUUUGAUUGUUGAGAGCACUUAUGGAGUAUAAAUUCAUGAACAAAGAGAUAAAAGAGAGGAAAGAUUUACUAAACUGGUACAUGAAAUUGUUAAAAGAGGAGGCAAGUGUCUUUUACCAGUUUUCGCUCUUGGAAGAGCACAAGAGUUGCUACUAAUUCUUAAUGAACAUUGGCAGAAGAAUCCAGAUAUAAGUAAAGUACCUAUCUAUUAUUCAGGUAGUUUGGCUUAAAAAUCUUUGACUGUUUUUCAAACCUACAGAAAUAUGAUGGGAGACUAGUUAAGAAUGGAGUUAGAAAGUGGAAACAACCCAUUCAAGUUUGAACCUAUUUCUAACUUUAAUGAUGAAUCCGAUUUACCAUUAGUAAUCAUGGCAAGUCCAGGUAUGCUUCAAAAUGGUUAAAGUAGAGAUCUAUUUGUUAAAUGGUCACCAGAUCCAAAAAAUGGCAUUGUAUUCACUGGUUAUAGUGUUGAGGGUACACUUGCUAAAAAUGUAAUGAACAGACCCAAAGUUUUGACUGUGAAUGAUGUGACUGUUGAGCUUAAGUUAUCAGUAGAAUAUAUAUCUUUUUCAGCUCAUGCUGAUUAUCAGCACACAUCUGAAUAUAUAAAACAACUUUAACCUCCCAAUAUUGUGUUAGUCCAUGGUGAUGCAAAUGAAAUGAAAAAGCUUUAGAACGAUCUUCAAUCAAGAUACAAGGAAAAAAUUAAAGUUUUGACUCCUAAAAAUUGUCAAUAAGUGAGGCUGAAGCUUAUUUCAAAAAAGUCCGCAAAAAUUAUUGGAUAGCUAGCUCGACAAACAGUAUAAAAUCUCCAAAAUCUAAAUCAGUCAAGCAACUUGGCUCUUACUCAGAUUGAUCGACCAUUGUCAAUUUAAAAUUAGGACAGUGAUGCUUAAAUGAUAGAUACUUCAACAGCCUUAACUUAAUAAAAUUAAGAUUAGCAAGACUCAAAUUAUGUCACUAUUGAUGGUAUCUUUAUCAAGUAAGACUUUGAUCAUUUGAUUUUGGAUGAAUCAGAGAUAGAUAAAUACACAACUUUAACUAAGUCAACUCUGAAGUAAACUCUUUUUAUUCCUUUCAAAUACGAUAUUCAAGUACUUAAUUACUAUCUUCAUUCCUAUUACUCUAAUAUCGAAGCAGAAGUUAAUAAGUUUAAAUCUGAAGAUAAGAAAUAUGAUGUCAGAUUCAGAGUUGAGGAUAUAUAGCUACUCUAUUUCUAGAGAGCUUAGAUGCUUUAAAUGGAUUGGAUUACCAGCCCAAAAAGUGAUUUGAUAGCUGAUUCUCUUAGUCUCCUUAUAUUGCAAGUGAAUGAAAAACCUACCCCUUAAUUGCUAAAUUUGAUGGAUCAAGUUGGAGAUGAAAGAUCUUACCAUGAAUUUGUUCAGAAAUUAUUCAUGAUAAUGAAACAUCAUUUUGAUUAGGUAGAAAUUGACCAAGAAAUGACUAACAUCAUUAUUGUACAUUCUGAAAAACAAGCAAUGAUCUAGUUAAGCACUAGAGAGGUAUAAGCAGAUGAUGAAAAUUUGAAAGAGGCUAUUAUUUUACUAAUAAAAAAUUUGGAAGAAGUACACGCCCCAAUAAAUCUGCAUCGCAUAUGA
Molecule: messenger RNA, 2241 nt
Organism: Stylonychia lemnae
Lineage: Eukaryota; Ciliophora; Spirotrichea; Sporadotrichida; Oxytrichidae
Source: the annotation of a GenBank genome assembly